ACUGGAAUCCUAUUUUAUAGCUACAACAACACAUUUUCUCACUUAUUUAUCAGUAGUAGUUAAUGAUACCCCACUCACUUUGACACUAUCACUGUGUACUCUAUGCUUGACAUUCAGAAACCAGAAUCCAACUUUGUGCUGUCUCAUUUCCCCAUUUUUCUCUUAUUGCUUAACUUGCAAUAAAUAUAUGCCAUUAUAGGCUCACCAUUUUCAACUGGGCCAAUAAAGAUUUCAUCUUUAUAUUCAGGGUUGUGUUGGAGUUGAGCAGAAUCAUUUUGUUGAAGAUGGGGAGUGAAAUGCAGCCCUUUGUUGAGACACCACCCAAAGUGGUGGAACCAAACCGGUAUUCACAUAGGUCAAUUGAGACACUGGUGGUGGUCAUAGCAGUGAUCACAAUAGUGGGUGUGAUUGCAGGAAUGAUUGCUAGACUUUGUGGUGGAAGACACUUUGGGGGCAAUGGGGAGAACGACAUAGAAGGUUGGGUUGAAAAGAAGUGUAGAAGUUGCAUUGAUGGAGGACUUCCACCUCCACCUCCACCAGAAGAACCAAAGCCAGCACCAGCACCAACACCAACACCAGCACCAGCAGAGGAUGCAAGUAAAUGAAUCAGAAAGGCUCUUAUCAGAUGCAUUCUAUUCUAACACAAACAUUGUAAGUCAGUAUAGAAGUUGAUAAAUGCUUGCUUUGGCUAGCCAAGUGAUGAUACAAAUGUUGGGGAAAAGUUACAUAGCUGAUGUAUAGAGUAGCAUUGUGUCAGUUGCAGAACCUAUAUUCAUGUUAGAUUCACCUAGUUGUGCUAUUGAACUUUCUGUUUUGGUUUUAUUUUGUUGCUCAUUCAUUUCUUCUUCUUCAAACACCAUUGUCCCAGUAAAAGAGCUUAUUUCAGUUUCUUCAAACAAAACAUCUUCCAACAUUUGCAGAGAUGUAUAUCAUGCUAGUAGUGCUACUUGGAGAUUCACAGAAUAUUAAUCAACCAAAUUAAAUCUGAAAUUUUGUCUUUGUGCAUUAAAGCCAUUUUUUAUCUGUCUGUAGCUUAUCUUAGUUGAAAGUUGGUUGAAGUGAAGUGAUUGUUUUAGGAAAAGGACACUACAGUUUUUCAGCAUUAUUACAAGAGAUUUAUUUUUGAAAUAUGACACUGUUGU
Messenger RNA from Vigna unguiculata (cowpea), 1142 nucleotides. The record is from RefSeq and is a predicted model, not a curated record. Lineage: Eukaryota; Viridiplantae; Streptophyta; Magnoliopsida; Fabales; Fabaceae.